AUGUGUCAAACGCCGCUGCUCCUCCUCCUCCCGCUGCUGCUGCGGUCUUUCACCGGGACCCUCGGCCAGUAUGAGGUGUGCAAGUCGCCGGUGAGCGCAGACACCGGGGCACCGUGGGAACUGUACGCCUGCCAGCCGAGCUCCAUGCCGACCAAAGAGUUCAUGCAGAUCAAGGUGGAACCACCUGGCAUCACCUGCGGAAACCCCCCCGAGAGGUUCUGCACCCUGGAGAACCCGUAUUUGUGCAGCGACGAGUGCGACGCCUCGAACCCUGACCUGGCGCACCCGCCGCAGCUGAUGCAGGACCGCGAGCGCGGCGGCCCGCUCACCUACUGGCAGACGAUCACGUGGCGUCGCUACCCAGAGCCGCUGCUCGCCAACGUCACUCUGAGCUGGAACAAGAGCCUGGAAGUGACGGACGACAUCCAGGUGACCUUUGAGUACGGCAGGCCUACCGCCAUGGUGCUGGACAAGUCCCUGGACUACGGGCGCACGUGGCAACCCUACCAGUUCUACGCCGACGACUGCAUGGAUGCGUUCGCUAUGCCGCCCAAGGCGGUGGAGGAGCUGUCGGCGUCGAACGCGACCCGGGUCAUUUGCACGGAGCGGUACUCCCGCUGGGUGGGCUCCAGGAACGACAAGAGCGUGCGCUUCGAGGUGCGGGCGCGCUUCGCCAUCUUCGCCGGCCCCAGGCUCCUCGACAUGGACAACCUGUACGCGCUCAUGGAGAGCGCCAAGGGCCUGCGAGACUUCUUCACCUUCACCAACCUGCGUCUGCGGCUGCUCCGGCCCGCACUGGGCGGCACCUACGUGCAGCGGGAAAACCUCGACAAGUAUUUCUACGCCAUAUCCAACAUCGAGGUGCCGGCAAGGUGCAAGUGUAACCUUCAUGCCGACAAGUGCACAUUUCGGGAUGGAAACCUGGAGUGCCAGUGUGAUCACAACACCGCUGGCCAAGACUGCAAUCGAUGCAAAAGUGGCUUCCAAGCCAAGCCCUGGACGCCGGGAUCUUACCUGCCCGCCCCUAACGGGUCACCGAAUGCCUGUACGAGCUCUUUCUGCUUCGGGAACUGCGAGUGCUACGGACACUCGAACCGCUGCAGCUACAUUGACUUUCUGAACAUCGUGACUUGCAUCAGCUGCAAACACAACACCAGAGGGCAAAAAUGCCAGCACUGCCGCCAGGGAUACUUCCGGAAUGCUUCCGCUGAGCUGAACGAUGAGAAUGUUUGCAUCGAGUGUAAUUGCAACGAGACUGGCUCCAUUCACGACCGCUGUAAUGAAAUGGGCUACUGCCGGUGUAAAGAGGGCGUUACCGGGAUACGGUGCGAAGAAUGCCUACCUGGAUACUACUGGAACCAAGGCUGCAUUCCAAAUUUUUGUGAUGAGGAGCUGGUUCUCUGCCAGAACGGAGGUACCUGUGUGGAGAACCAGCAGUGCUUGUGCACCCCGGAGUUCAAGGGUGUCCUGUGUGAGCGGUCCGUGUGCGAGAAGGAAGGUGGCUGCGAUGCGGCUUGGGCGUCCGACCCCAGCCUCCCCACAAUGCUGCUCUGCAUCUUGCCCAGUGUCCUUACCGCACUGACAGCCCACUGA
Molecule: messenger RNA, 1593 nt
Organism: Scleropages formosus (Asian bonytongue)
Lineage: Eukaryota; Metazoa; Chordata; Actinopteri; Osteoglossiformes; Osteoglossidae
Product: netrin-G2-like
Exons: 7
Coding region: 1-1593 (530 amino acids)
Biological process (GO): axonogenesis; tissue development; animal organ morphogenesis
Source: RefSeq, a predicted model, not a curated record